AUUAGAAGACAUCAGAUGCUCUGGAAUGGAGUUCAGGCAGUGGACAACCAGUGCUCAGUUCCACAGGAGCUACAACUCAGACUGGGAAACAUGGGUCUGAAGAUGCUUGAGUCCCAACUUUGUCUCCUGCUGCUGCUGGGACUUGUCCUACUGCUUGCCUCAUGCCAGCCACCAACCCCUUCCCAGUGGUUUAAAAUUCAGCACAUCUAUAAUAGUGCCUAUCCCAGAUGUGAUGAUGCAAUGCGGGUUGUUAACAGUUAUACAGGAAAAUGUAAGGACAUUAAUACUUUUCUUCAUACAACUUUUGCUGAUGUUGUUGGUGUGUGUGGCAAUCCACAUACCACCUGCAAAGAUGGUAUAAGUACAAAUUGUCAUGAUAGUUCAUCUUGGGUAUCCAUAACUUUCUGUAACCUCACAACUCCGGCAAGCACUUAUACCCAAUGCAGAUACCAAACAACAGGAUCAGUCAAGUUCUACACAGUUGCCUGUGACAACAGAACUGCACAUGACAGUCCCAUCUAUCCAGUGGUUCCGGUUCACUUGGAUACAAUAUUUUAGCUCCAGUGCCAGCACUUGGUACCUUCGCUCAUCUGCUACUGCCAAGAUCAUAGUAGUGAAGAACCAAUUCCUCUCUGCUCUGCAUAUCAGCACCUGUCCUCAUGGAACCUGUCCCUGUCACUCUUUAAUGUUGUGAAACAGAUCCUUCCUA
Messenger RNA from Arvicanthis niloticus (Nile rat), 709 nucleotides. Its product is annotated as eosinophil cationic protein-like. Gene Ontology annotation, biological process: innate immune response in mucosa; defense response to Gram-positive bacterium; chemotaxis. The record is from RefSeq and is a predicted model, not a curated record. Lineage: Eukaryota; Metazoa; Chordata; Mammalia; Rodentia; Muridae. Gene Ontology annotation, molecular function: RNA nuclease activity; nucleic acid binding.